Haemorhous mexicanus (house finch) is the source of this 4021-nucleotide messenger RNA. Its product is annotated as regulatory-associated protein of mTOR. The record is from RefSeq and is a predicted model, not a curated record. Gene Ontology annotation, cellular component: TORC1 complex; cytoplasm. Gene Ontology annotation, molecular function: protein binding; protein-macromolecule adaptor activity. NCBI's taxonomy places the organism in Eukaryota, Metazoa, Chordata, Aves, Passeriformes, Fringillidae. The transcript has 32 exons. The coding region runs from base 395 to 4021 and encodes 1208 amino acids. Gene Ontology annotation, biological process: cellular response to amino acid stimulus; cellular response to starvation; regulation of autophagy.
GACGUGCGUCCCGUCCGCCGCCGCCCGCCCCCGGAGCGCUGCUCGCCGAGCCGCCCUCGGCCCGACGGUGUGCCAGGGAGCCGCGAUGGGCCGGGCGCGCUGCCCGCCGCAGGGAGCGCGGGGCCCGCGGGGGUAGAGGUGCGAGGGAGGCCCCGGGCCCGGUCCCCGCCGGUCCUUCGGUGCUGCCCGGGCCGCGCCACCGAGCCCGGCCGGGGUUGCUGCCUGCGCCAGGUGAAGGCGCUGCGUGCCCCAGGUCCGUCCUUGCUCGCGCACCGGGGAGUGCCGACCCCGCUGCCCUUGGCCCGUCGUGCCCCUCCGGCCGGAGGGACCCCCGGCCCCGCUGGGUGCCGGGCUGGACAUCGCUGCCCACCUGGUGCCCGGCGCUCCCCCGCCCAUGGAGUCCGAGAUGCUGCAGUCGCCUCUCCUGGGGCUCGGGGAGGAGGAUGAGUCCGACCUGACGGACUGGAACUUGCCCCUGGCCUUCAUGAAGAAAAGGCACUGCGAGAAGAUCGAAGGCUCCAAGUCUUUGGCUCAGAGCUGGAGGAUGAAGGACCGGAUGAAGACUGUAAGUGUUGCCUUAGUUUUGUGCCUCAACGUCGGCGUGGACCCCCCAGAUGUGGUGAAAACAACUCCCUGUGCCCGCCUGGAGUGCUGGAUUGAUCCUCUGUCCAUGGGGCCUCAGAAAGCUCUGGAGACCAUCGGGGCCAACCUGCAGAAGCAGUAUGAGAACUGGCAGCCCAGGGCCAGGUACAAGCAGAGCCUGGACCCCACGGUGGACGAGGUGAAGAAGCUGUGCACGUCGCUGCGCCGCAACGCCAAGGAGGAGCGCGUGCUGUUCCACUACAACGGGCACGGCGUGCCCCGGCCCACCGUCAACGGCGAGAUCUGGGUCUUCAACAAGAACUACACCCAGUACAUCCCCCUGUCCAUCUAUGACCUGCAGACCUGGAUGGGGAGCCCUUCCAUCUUUGUCUACGACUGCUCCAACGCUGGCCUCAUCGUCAAGUCCUUCAAGCAGUUUGCACUACAGAGAGAGCAGGAGCUGGAGGUGGCUGCCAUUAACCCCAACCACCCCCUUGCCCAGAUGCCUCUGCCCCCCUCCAUGAAGAACUGCAUCCAGCUGGCAGCCUGUGAGGCCAACGAGCUGCUGCCCAUGAUCCCAGACCUGCCUGCAGACCUGUUCACCUCCUGCCUCACCACCCCCAUCAAGAUCGCGCUGCGCUGGUUCUGCAUGCAGAAGAGUGUCAGGCUGGUGCCAGGAGUCACGCUGGAUUUAAUAGAGAAGAUUCCUGGGAGGCUGAACGACAGGAGAACCCCCCUGGGGGAGCUGAACUGGAUCUUCACAGCCAUCACAGACACCAUUGCCUGGAACGUCCUGCCCAGAGAUCUUUUCCAGAAGCUCUUCCGGCAGGACCUGCUGGUGGCCAGCUUGUUCCGGAACUUUCUGCUGGCAGAGAGGAUCAUGAGGUCCUACAACUGCACCCCCGUGAGCAGCCCCAGGCUGCCCCCCACCUACAUGCACGCCAUGUGGCAAGCCUGGGACCUUGCUGUUGACAUUUGCCUCUCCCAGCUGCCCACCAUCAUCGAGGAGGGAACUGCCUUCAGGCACAGCCCCUUCUUCGCCGAGCAGCUCACGGCCUUCCAGGUGUGGCUGACCAUGGGCGUGGAGAACCGCAACCCCCCGGAGCAGCUGCCCAUCGUCCUGCAGGUGCUGCUGAGCCAGGUGCACCGGCUGCGAGCGCUGGAUCUGCUGGGGAGGUUCCUGGACCUGGGCCCCUGGGCUGUCAGUCUGGCCCUCUCUGUUGGCAUCUUCCCCUAUGUGCUGAAGCUCCUGCAGAGCUCAGCCCGUGAGCUGAGACCUCUCCUGGUGUUCAUCUGGGCCAAGAUCCUGGCAGUGGACAGUUCGUGCCAGGCUGACCUGGUGAAGGACAAUGGGCACAAGUAUUUCCUCUCAGUGCUGGCAGAUCCCUACAUGCCAGCUGAGCACAGGACCAUGACAGCAUUCAUCCUGGCUGUGAUUGUCAACAACUACAACACGGGCCAGGAAGCCUGCCUGCAGGGGAACCUGAUAGCGAUCUGCCUGGAGCAGCUGAACGAUCCCCACCCGCUCCUCAGGCAGUGGGUGGCCAUUUGUCUGGGGAGGAUCUGGCAGAACUUCGACUCAGCCAGGUGGUGUGGAGUGAGAGACAGCGCCCAUGAGAAGCUCUACAGCCUCCUCUCAGAUCCAAUCCCAGAGGUGCGCUGUGCUGCAGUCUUUGCCCUGGGCACCUUCGUGGGGAACUCGGCGGAGCGCACGGACCACUCGACCACCAUCGACCACAACGUGGCCAUGAUGCUGGCCCAGCUCAUCAACGAUGGCAGCCCCAUGGUGCGCAAGGAGCUGGUGGUGGCCCUGAGUCACCUGGUGGUUCAGUACGAGAGCAACUUCUGCACCGUGGCCUUGCAGUUCAUAGAAGAGGAGAAGAAUUACCCUCUCCCUUCUCCAGCUGCUCCAGAGGGUGGGAGCCUGACCCCCGUGCGGGACGGGCCCUGCACGCCGCGGCUGCGCUCCGUCAGCUCCUACGGCAACAUCCGCGCCGUCACCAGCGCCCGGAGCCUCAACAAGAGCCUGCAGAACCUCAGCCUCACCGAGGAGACUGGAAGCUCUGUGGCCUUUUCCCCUGGGAACCUGAGCACGAGCAGCAGUGCCAGCAGCACGCUGGGCAGCCCCGAGAACGAGGAGUACAUCCUGUCCUUCGAGACCAUCGACAAGAUGAGAAGAGUCAGCUCCUACUCCUCCCUCAACUCCCUCAUCGGUGUGAGUUUCAACAGUGUUUAUACCCAAAUUUGGAGAGUGCUCCUUCACCUGGCUGCUGACCCCUAUCCCGACGUGUCCGACCUGGCCAUGAAGGUUCUCAACAGCAUUGCCUACAAGGCCACGGUCAACGCUCGCCCCCAGCGCAUCCUGGACACCUCCUCGCUGACCCAGUCGGCCCCUGCCAGCCCCACCAACAAGGGGAUGCACAUCCACCAAGUGGGAGGGUCCCCUCCAACCACGAGCACGAGCAGCUCCAGCCUGACCAACGAGGUGCCCAAGCCGGCGGUGAGCCGGGACCUGGCGUCCGUGCGCCCCAGCGUCACCAACGUGGGGGUGCAGUACACCCCCCACUCCCACCAGUUCCCCAGGACAAGGAAAAUGUUUGACAAAGGCCCAGAACAGACAGCUGAUGAUGCUGAUGAUGCUGUGGGACACAAGAGCUUCAUCUCGGCCGCGGUGCAGACCGGCUUCUGCGACUGGAGCGCCAAGUACUUCGCCCAGCCCGUGAUGAAGAUCCCCGAGGAGCACGACCUGGAGAGCCAGAUCCGCAAGGAGCGGGAGUGGCGCUUCCUGCGCAACGCGCGCGUGCGCAAACAGGCGCAGAAGAUCAUCCAGAAGGGCAUCUCCCGGCUGGACGAUCAGAUCUUCCUCAACAGGAACCCAGGCGUGCCCUCCGUGGUGAAGUUCCACCCCUUCACCCCCUGCAUCGCUGUGGCUGACAAGGACAGCAUCUGCUUUUGGGACUGGGAGAAGGGGGAGAAGCUGGACUACUUCCACAACGGGAACCCUCGGUACACGCGGAUCACGGCCAUGGAGUACCUGAACGGGCAGGACUGCUCCCUGCUGCUCACUGCCACAGACGAUGGUGCCAUCAGGGUGUGGAAGAACUUUGCAGACCUGGAGAAGAACCCGGAGAUGGUGACAGCCUGGCAGGGGCUGUCAGACAUGCUGCCAACCACACGAGGUCUGGCCCGAAGGGUGUCCAUCUAUCUGGACAGAAGCAAGCAGGGAGGAGCAGGGAUGGUGGUGGACUGGGAGCAGGAGACUGGGCUCCUGAUGACCUCGGGAGACGUGAGGAUCAUCCGGAUCUGGGACACGGAUCGGGAGAUGAAAGUACAGGACAUUCCCACGGGAGCUGACAGCUGUGUCACCAGCCUGUCCUGUGACUCCCACCGCUCGCUGAUCGUGGCGGGGCUGGGCGAUGGCUCCAUCCCCGUGUCAUGA